AUGAGCCAGCUCUACCCCGGCCAGCUGCCCGCCUCGAUGGUUUACCUCUACGGGGCCGAGCGGGGAGCCUUGUCAGGCGCGCUGGGCUUCGGGCCGGCGGCGGGGGUCCUUCCCAGGCAGGAGUCCCCGCAGAAGCCGCCCUACAGCUACAUCGCGCUGAUCGCCAUGGCCAUCCAGCAGGCGCCCGAGCAGAAAGUGACGCUCAACGGCAUCUACCAGUUCAUCAUGGAGCGCUUCCCCUUCUACCACGACAACAAGCAGGGCUGGCAGAACUCCAUCCGCCACAACCUCUCGCUCAACGAGUGCUUCGUCAAGGUGCCCCGCGAGAAGGGCCGCCCGGGGAAGGGCAGCUACUGGACGCUGGAUCCCCGCUGCACCGACAUGUUCGAGCACGGCAACUACCGGCGGAGGAAGAGGAAAACCCGCGGCGGCCCGCAGGCACCGGACGAGGCCGGGCUCGACCGGGAGGGCGCCCCCGCAGAAGCCCCCAAGAGGCGCCUCUCCAGCCCCCCCGGCGGCCAGCAGCAGCGCCCCCGCCUUCCCCUCCAGCCCGGCGCAGAGGAGGAGCUGAAGCCGAAUCCCGGCGUCCGAGAGCAAGAGGAGGAGGAGGAAGAAGAGGAGGAAGAGGAAGACGCGCGGAGCCGGCUGGCGGCUACGGCGGCGGGAGAGCGAGGCUCCAAGCCGGGCCCGGCCGAGCCGCCCCUCCGGGGGUCCCCAGUUGGCCUCUCCCCGCCGCGCCCCGAGGAUGGAGCGCCCCGCCUUGGAGAGGGUCCCGCCGCGCGCUUCUGGGCGCCCUCGGCCGCCAGGUUUCCCCAGAGCCCCGAGGCGCCCCCGCGGGCUGCGGCGCCGGCUGCCAACCGUGCAGAGUCGCUCCGACCCCCGCGGGGCUCGGCCAAGCCUCGCAGCUUCAGCAUCGAGAGCAUCCUUGCGCGGAAAGUCCUGGCGGCGCCGCCCAAAGGCGAGCCCAGCGCGGCCAUCUCCAAACUGGACCAGCUGGUGGGCAGCGGCGGGCACGGCGAGACCAACGAAGCGCGCCCGCCUUUCAACGCCUCGCUGGUGCUGGAUUCCCACUUCCCCGGCCGGUUCUACCAGCUGGGCAUCCCCUUCCUCUCCUACCUGCCCCUCCGCUUCUCGGAGACGGUUUUUCACUUCUAA
Messenger RNA from Thamnophis elegans (Western terrestrial garter snake), 1155 nucleotides. It is a transcript of the gene FOXL1, whose product is annotated as forkhead box L1. The record is from RefSeq and is a predicted model, not a curated record. The transcript has a single exon. Gene Ontology annotation, molecular function: DNA-binding transcription factor activity, RNA polymerase II-specific; RNA polymerase II cis-regulatory region sequence-specific DNA binding. Gene Ontology annotation, biological process: regulation of transcription by RNA polymerase II; cell differentiation; anatomical structure morphogenesis. The coding region runs from base 1 to 1155 and encodes 384 amino acids. Lineage: Eukaryota; Metazoa; Chordata; Lepidosauria; Squamata; Natricidae.